AAAAAGAACAGCAAAAAUUAAAGAGUCAAAUGCUUACAAAUAGGAUUUGUAUUUUAAUACUAUAAAGUAAAAUAAAUCAUUUAUAAAUAAACUAUGUCUGAAGAAGUUGCGGUGAAACAAGAAAAGAUUGAAGGUAUAUCGGACGGUGAAGCAGCGAGUGAUAAAGUUUUGUUCAAAAAGAAGCCAAGGAAGAAUAUUCGUCAAAGAAAGCCCUCAAAUUCUGAUGAUGAUUCGAAACCAGAAGAGGAUAUUGCUGUGCUUGAAGAAAUUAAAGAACGACAAAAGUUACGACAACGGCCCCAUGGCGUUAGCGUUAUUGGCUUGGCUUUGGGCAAGAAAUUAGCGCCCGAAGAAGAAAUCGCGAUAAAAGAUCCGUUUAAUGUAAAAACUGGCGGCUUAGUUAACAUGCAAGCUUUAAAGGCAGGCAAGCUGAAAGAACCCGAAGAUGCUUAUGAUGUUGGCAUCGGCACGCAAUUCUCUGCGGAAACCAAUAAGCGCGAUGAAGACGAAGAGAUGAUGAAAUAUAUUGAGCAAGAACUACAGAAACGAAAAGGUUUAGCUAAAACCAGCGCUGAAAAUGAAGAAGGUGAUCCAAAUAAAUAUCUUACACCCGAAGAGGCAGCCUUGCUGGCGUUGCCCGAUCAUCUGCGGCAUUCCUCAUCGAAUCGCUCAGAGGAAAUGUUAUCCAAUCAAAUGCUAAAUGGUAUCCCCGAAGUAGAUUUGGGUAUUGAUGCAAAAAUUAAAAAUAUUGAAGCGACCGAGGACGCCAAACAGAAAUUACUUCAAGAUCAGAAGAAUAAAAAAGAUGGACCCUCACAAUUUGUGCCAACAAAUAUGGCUGUUAAUUUCAUGCAACACAAUAGAUUCAACAUCGAGGACAAUGAGCAAAAACGACGUAAACGCGAUUACGUUGCGCAAAAUGUCCAACAACAACAACAACAUCAACCAAAUCAACAAUCAGGCAUGGUGAACGGUGUAAAGCGAGCGACGGACGAUUAUCAUUAUGAUAAAUUUAAGAAACAAUUUCGUCGUUAUUAAAUUAGUUAAUUUUAAGCUGGAAAUUUUUUCAAUAAAAACUUACC
This is a messenger RNA of Ceratitis capitata (Mediterranean fruit fly), 1082 nucleotides long. Its product is annotated as telomere length and silencing protein 1 homolog. The record is from RefSeq and is a predicted model, not a curated record. NCBI's taxonomy places the organism in Eukaryota, Metazoa, Arthropoda, Insecta, Diptera, Tephritidae. The transcript has 4 exons. Gene Ontology annotation, biological process: mRNA splicing, via spliceosome. The coding region runs from base 94 to 1038 and encodes 314 amino acids. Gene Ontology annotation, cellular component: spliceosomal complex.